Molecule: messenger RNA, 7658 nt
Organism: Westerdykella ornata
Lineage: Eukaryota; Fungi; Ascomycota; Dothideomycetes; Pleosporales; Sporormiaceae
Exons: 2
Coding region: 301-7431 (2376 amino acids)
Biological process (GO): phosphatidylinositol phosphate biosynthetic process
Cellular component (GO): fungal-type vacuole membrane; endosome membrane
Molecular function (GO): metal ion binding; 1-phosphatidylinositol-3-phosphate 5-kinase activity; ATP binding
Source: RefSeq, a predicted model, not a curated record
GUACAAACGAAACAAUACCCGCCAAACCGUUGCGUGUGGACUCGCACUCCUCCAGCAAAGUUGUAUAUAGCAACAGUAACCCCGAACGCUUGAUUAAUGCGCUGGCCUCGCCGACAACCCAAACCUCCCCGAUCUCAAGUCCACAGCUCCCGCUUCACCGUGCAGCCGCGAACCCCCUACACGUAAUGCCACGCCCCGCUCGGCCCUGGUACAAUACGGAGCACUCAUCCCCUCGUCUGGCUUUGAGUUGGAGUUGCUGCUUGAUGGCGAGAUUCUUUGCGCUGUCCCAGGACUGGUAACAUGCAUGCCAGACGCUCCAGCGGGCCUCCGCCGCCGCCUGAGACCCUCCAGCAGAUCCACGCUGCUGCUUCCCGGUCCGGUUCGCUGACCACGUUUGGAGAGCUCACUGCUCCACCCAGCUCUUCGUCCACUACCGAGACCAAGGCGAUCGAACUUGUGCAAGGCGGCCUAAGUGGCUUGUACAGUCGCCUCAGGGCAUCCGUAGGCGGCGCCAAAGACGCGGGGAAUGAAGGCUCCAAUGACGGUCCCGAGCAGCAGGCGUCUGCGUCAAAAGGCCACGAAAGGCAUGGGAAGCGCUCCCAGAGUCCAACUGGAACCUCGCUGUCGUCCCCCGUGCUCGUCUCGGCCACCUCUUCCAGAUUGCACUCGCCCCUGGCGACUCACUUCCGUGACAGCCAGCUCCCCCUUCCCAGGGAGUCUUCCGCCUCAAGCCUUGCUGUCUCGGCAAAACCGUCGCCGCAUGGCUCCAAGCCGUCUUCGAUGACCACAAAAUCCCGCCCGUCACAGCCUCUGACCUUGGAAUCAUCGAAAGAGGAUGCUUCUUAUGGUGAAAGCCCGCGCGGCAAUUUGACCACGGUUAGCGGCACAGCAGAGAUCAACAAGAGCGAAAUGCCCUUCCCACAGCCUCAGGGCGACGUGGAUAUGGGGGACGAAAGUGACACGACCGAAGACGAUAUGGUCAUGAUUCGUGACGCGGAAACGGCCCAUGACAACGCCAAAACUCCUCUGCCUUCGAGUGCCCCCUCCCCAUCCAUGACCGGAUCUGCAGCUAGGCCUGGAGAUUACCACCAGGACGCUCACUCCGCUCUCAAAAAUCCCAGGGAGCUUCCGGACAACGGGCCCGAAGCCCCCGAGCCAUCUCGUGUGACUGCCAGCGCUCAGGGCACCGCGAUUGCGUCAGCCCCUCAGCGUCCGACUUUACCAAAGUUUGGCCCUUCCCAUCUGCCAGGUUUUCUCAAUUCAAGGGCCUCUUCAUCCGAUGGCCUCAGCUCCGUUGUCACAACAGGAACCUUGCGAGCCCCCGCAAUCGCUCCGAUUGACGAACUCAAACAGCAUACGUCCGGGAAUGCACCCGCCAGUGCUCUCCCCAGCAGCUAUCUAUCUCAAAUGCGGAGGAAGAUUCUCGAUCGAGAGUUUUGGAUGCGAGACGAGAAUGCUAAAGAUUGCUUCAAUUGCGGCGAUUCGUUCUCUACGUUUAGACGGAAGCAUCAUUGUCGGACAUGUGGACAGAUAUUCGACUCCAAGUGUACAUCUUUGGUGUCGGGCGAGGUGUUCGGGCAAUCCGGUAACCUCCGCGUAUGCAAACCAUGUGAGGCCAUCAUCUACGGCAACGAUGAUGACUCUUCGAUCUACACAGACGAUGCGGACCAGGCUUCCGUUUACGGUCAAGACGAUGCAUCUUUGGAUGUAGACAUGGAUCCAUCAGAGAGUGACCACACCAAAUUUGGCACUCCUACGAUCAGCAUCCCGAUGUCUCGAAAAGCCGGCAGUGAAAAGAAGCGCCGUUCUACAGUCAUUGAAGUGGCACCACCAACAUUAACUCGACCCAGUUCCUCAAGAUCUCUCCGUUCUCUAAGCGGACGGCCGCGGUCCUCGAGCCAUAAGCGCCACGCCUCUCGCCAUCAGCACAUGCGCAAUGUAAAGUACGAUGAUCGUGCGCCCUUCCACCAACAUGACAUGGAGGGCAGUCGCAAACGGUCCUCUCUACCUGCUUUUCAUCAUGACAACAUCAUCGAUCCUGAGCUUGCCCCCUUCAUGUCUGAUGAAGAGUCUUCCGAAGACGAACAACCAAGCAUCUUUGCCACUCUGAGAGGAGACUCGGCUGCCCACGCGGCCGACACUGAGAAGAGUGGCCUCGGCGGCCUCCUCUCUGCAAUGCGUAAGGGAAAACCUAGACCCACCGACAGGGGGAUGUUCGCUGGUAUGAGUGGACGCGACCCUGAUACAUUCAGCGUCAGUAGCAGGCAUGCUAAUCGGCAUUCACGACGGCGAAACCUGAGUGUCAGUAGCGUGACCCAUGGCAAACCUUCGCCUAGGCGCUCCAAGAGCAACAGUAUUUUACGAUCAUUUGGCGCUACGCUCGGCGUCCCAUUACCCUACGAGCACCCGGGAACCUCAUCUUCUCCCCAGACCCUUUUGGCGACUCCCCGCCCUACUUCAGGGAUCAUCCGUAGCGCUUCCAUGCAUGGACCUGUCAUACCUACCAUCGAGCUCAGUCGGGCUAGCCUUCAACAUGUGCGUUUGCUCCUGAGACAGUUGCUUGAUGAUGCCGCAAUAGCCCAUUCUUCGAACUGGGAGAAGGCGCUCUUACCCAUUCUUUUGCAGUGCACCGAUGAUGUGAAUCCUGAUGUGCGAAGAAGUGACGAUAUGGACAUAAGGCACUAUAUCAAGCUUAAGAAAAUUCCAGGGGGCAGACCCAAAGAUACGUCUUACGUGUCUGGGGUGGUCUUUACUAAACAGCUGGAGAGAAAGGACAUGCCCCGCAGGAUUGCUAAUCCAAGGAUCAUCAUCGUAACGUUUGCGAUCGAGUAUGCACGACAUCAGGCUCACUUCAUCCAAUUGGAUCGCCUCAUGGCACAAGAACGAGAAUAUCUCCGUAAUCUCGUUGGCCGUAUUGCGCAUCUCGAGCCGCACCUGCUACUUGUACAAAAGAACGUGUCUGGACUUGCACUGGAAUUCCUUCAAGAGGCUGGAAUCGUCGUGGCCUCCAAUGUCAAAGAGACUGUUCUUAAUGCUGUUUCCCGAUGCACAGGUGCGCCUAUGAUAUCAUCAAUAGACAAACUUGCCAUCGAUCGAGGAUACUUGGGCCAAUGCGAGAGCUUUGAAGUCAAAACCUACGUUCACAAAAACUCGAAGAAAACCUACAUAUUUUUAUCUGGUUGUCAACCCCAGCUAGGUUGCACAAUCGUUCUACGGGGCGCCGAGACGAAGACUCUACGAAAACUCAAGCGUAUCACAGAGUUCAUGUGCUAUGUUGUAUACAACUUGAGGCUGGAGACUUGUCUGAUGCGUGACGAGUCGAUCACGAUUCCCUCCGCAGUCGCGAAUGGGACGUUGGCAGCCAAAUCGCAGGAUGAGACGGCUUUCGAAAAAUCUGCGCAGAAGGGCACAGCGGAUAGUAUGGAAACCACGCCUACAGCGCCACCAACAGAGUCUUCGCAUGCACCUACGAUCGCAGGCGAUAGUCCAACCAAGCCAGACAUGCAAGCGGAAGAUAACGGCACAACGCCGUCCUUUUAUAGUGACAUGGUUCAAAAACAUCAAACAACGGUGCUUUCCGCAUCUCCGUUUGUCAACUUCUCUCAGCCCUAUUUGCUCAACCAAGCUCGCGAAUAUGAAAGAAAACUCGGUUAUCUAAGGCGCCUGCGAGACCAGUAUACGACAGACGCCGUUGGUGAGGAUGGAGAUGUCCCUCAAGCCUUUGAGCUGAUCCAACCCGAGAUGAUACACACCAUGGUCAACCGCGCGUCAAAGCAAGUACGUGAAUUCUUACACGCAGUGCAUGCAUCGGAAUACGACAGGGCCUUGCACAGCUACCAGACCCAGAAACGCCAUUGGGAAGCCUUUCUGUCAGGCAAUAUGGACAUAUACAAUCCCUUCAAUCACCAGAAAAUUGCUGCACUGUAUAGUGUUGUCAAUUCCAAGACUUCGACACCUUGCAUCGGCCCGGAGAUCAUUGCCCUUGGUUUCUACCAGGAGCAUGACUACGACGAUGGCUUCACUCCUGACUGUACUUUAGGUCAGUACGUGGAAGAUCUUAUCACAAGUGCCCGACUUCCCUGCGAGCUUGAUGGUUGCAACUUGCGCCUCAUCGACCAUCAUCGUCAAUACGUCCAUGGAGACGGGCAACUCAGCGUCCAUGUCAUCGGAUGCCCGCCGAAGCUGAAGAACUCACAAAACAUCAUCCUCAUGUGGAGCGUAUGCCGGAAGUGUGGGGAAGAGACACAGGUUAUCCCUAUGUCUGCCAACACGUGGAAAUACUCGUUUGCCAAGUACUUGGAAUUGACUUUUUGGAGCAAGGAGCUCCGUCCACAGUCCCAGUCAUGUUCUCAUGAUAUCCACAGGGAUCACGUACGUUUCUUUGGCCUGAACAACCUUGCACUUCGGAUGCAAUAUGACCGAGUACCAUUGUAUGAGGUUAUUGCACCAAAGCCGGUUAUCACUUGGAAGGUUGAUAGCGACUUGAAGCUGAAGAAUGAGCUGUUCACAAAUAUUGAGGAGAGGCUGGAGAGAUUCAUGGCGUCGGUGCGCGCACGUCUCGGCAGCAUUCGCACAGACAGCGUGCUGCCUGAAAAAGCUGACGCGUGCAGUGCAGAGGUAGACCGACUGAUGAAACGAGCAAACGAAGAGCAUGAAUGGCUGAAGCGAAAGCUGCAAGAGAAAUACAUGAGCUCCAAGUAUUACGAGAUCAUACCUUUCAACCGCGCCAUCCGGGCGAUACAGGAAAAGGCUAUAGCAUGGGACAUUACGUUCACCGAGCUUGAGGAAACGUUUUUCCCAUCCGAGAGGGACAUAAGGCGCCUCGCCUCGCUGCAGCUCAAACGAAUAUUCCUUGAGCGUGAUGAAUCAGCCAAUUCGCUCGCUUCGGUUGAUGAGGGAAACGAAACGGAAAUCGAGGAGAUGGGCCUGCCCGAAAAAGAUGACACCGCACCUAUUGCGCCAAUGCCAUCGGCCAUGUCGCCGGAACAAGCUCGCGACGUGCUCACUUCUGUUGUUGAAGAGCAUCAAUCGCAGAAAGGCGAGGAGGCCAACGUCCAUCCUGAAGAGUCAGGCGAGUCUCGAAGCCCUACUGGCCCGGUCAUCCCGGUUCCGCAUUUGCAAAAGCACAUAGAGGCACUAGAAAGAGAGGAUGUUCGCCAUCUGGACCUUGCAGUGUCCUCAAACCUUGCGGACAAGGUAGCAACGCAGGGGGAAGCAGUGGUUCCUACACCUCCUCCAACCUCCAAUGCGGAGCCAUCCUCGGUAGAGCCAAUGGAUCCAGACGUCGCUGAUGCCAUCGACAAGAUGCCUGUUUCACCGACCUCUGUGCAGUCGCCGGGAACACUGGAGUCUAGGAUUCCUCGAUUAGUCGACACUAUACGUCGGGAAACUGCGAUCAGGCCGGCUGGCAUUGCACGAACACAAUCACAGCCCGAUGGAGUGCCAAAACUCCAAAACACCCCCUUGGGAUCCUUGAACAACGGCUCGGGGUCUAGCGGCUCAGGGAGUGGCACUUCCCUAAGGAGCUCUCUGAACGAGUCCGCCAGGGCUCUCGAGCGGCGCAUGUCUGAGCGUUUGAAGCUCGGCGCGUUCAAGCAGGCGAGAUCAGCUUCAAUGAUUCCGAUUCCAAGAUCUAUACCCGGCAAAGGACAAAAAGAGGCAACGAGAGUCUCCGCUUUAGCUAAACAUUUCGAACAACUCCAGCGCGAGUUUGAAAAGGAGAGGAAGCGCGAAAGGCUCCAUCAACAGAGGCAAAACCGCCGGCGUGCAUAUCCACUAGCGUCCUCCAAACCCGUGGUCGAGGUAUAUAGCGAUGCCUAUGAGGCGGUCCAAGAGCAUAGCCCUUCGGACGAGGAGACACAACAUUCCCCCCCACCCCGAGUUAGUACCGAUAACAGCACGCUUGGCGGUAGCGGGCACACGGAGACAACUGCGGCGACCACCACUGGAGCCCCACCUGAAGAAGCGUAUACAGGUGGCGAAAACCCUCACAUCGUUGAGAAAGAGGAGCAAUCGACAAGCCUAAGCCAUCCAACAUCUGACGUGGAGAACGAAGCGAGCGACGUCGAGAUGGGCGCGGAAGAUAUCCCCCUUCCGGAAAGCGUAGGCAGCUCCCAGCUGUUGGAAGGUUCAAUGGAGCUGCCUAAGCAUGAAAAAACUACCCUUAUGAAAAUGCUGACAAGUUUCUGGUCAGAACGCUCUGCUAGUGCGUGGGCUCCUCUCGAAUACCCACUAGGUCACAAUGAGCAUGUGUGGGAGGAUUCGGAUAUCAUCGUUCGGGAAGACGAGCCGUCCUCCAUCAUUGCGCUCGCCCUCUCUAGCCCAGACUACCUCACCAAGCUAAAGCACUUUCGCGAGGAUGCCACAGUUGCUCCCAAUGGCAUCGGAGGGUUGGAGGGCUCGGAAGCUUCAAUCGAGAGGAACUUAUUGCAUGAAGCCAAUACGAACAUCCGAUACAGUUUCACCAACCGUGGGGUCAAAGCCCACUGUAAAAUCUUCUAUGCCGAGUCGUUCGAUGCGCUUCGACGGAAAUGCGGCGUUGCAGACCGCUUUGUUGAGUCUCUUUCGCGCUGCUCCAAAUGGGACUCCAAAGGCGGUAAAAGCAAAAGCAUCUUCCUGAAGACAAUGGACGAGCGUUUCGUGGUCAAGUCGCUGUCAGCAAUUGAAGUUAACGCCUUCUUUCGCUUUGCGCCCAAUUACUUUGCUUUCACCCAUCAAAAUCUCUUCAAAGGCCUGCCUUCGGUCAUAGCAAAGAUGUUUGGUCUGUUCCAGGUGCAAAUCAAGUCGCCGUCAGGCCGUGACUUUGAUUGGUUCCUACUCGUCAUGGAGAAUCUGUUUUAUGAGCGUGAACCCAACCGGCGGUACGACCUCAAAGGCAGCAUGCGCAAUCGCAAAGUGCAGCAGACUGGCGAGCGGGACGAGGUGCUCCUUGAUGAGAACCUCGUUGAUAUCAUUUACAGCGAAACGCCCAUCUUCGUGCGGGAGCAUACGAAGAAGUUGCUCAAGGCGAGCGUGUGGAAUGAUACACUUUUCUUGCAGCAGAACAAUGUUAUGGACUAUAGUCUUAUGGCCGGCUUCCACGAUGAGAGCCGGGAGAUCAUCGUCGGCAUUAUCGAUUGCAUCCGCACAUAUACCUGGGACAAGAAACUCGAAUCGUGGAUCAAAGACCGUGGGAAGAACAAGCCGACCAUCACGUCUCCGAAGGACUACCGGAAUCGCUUCCGUAUGGCCAUGGAGAAGUACAUCCUCCAGGCGCCGGACUGCUGGCACCAGCUUUCGGGCCGUGCCGUCGGAGUCGGAGUGCCCACACGGGCUAUCGUGGCACGUGAGGGAAGAGAAAAAUCGGUGACCGAGGCCAAGAUCGUGGAGCAGGUGACUGGAGAUGUGAGGAGUGGUGAAAAAGAUGCGGAGAUGCAGGAGAAUGCGCGUUGAGUCUGAAUAUGUGCAGUGAUGGUUUGAGGGGAUUACGAGCGUAACGGUGUUCAUGAUGGUCGAUGGGGAUACCGAGACAUGUAUGGUCUAUGCAUAGCAUCGGCGUUCAACGAGAUGGUGUGGCCCUUAUUGUGGGGUUACGAGAGCAUCGAAAGCCGGGAGUAGCACUCCCAAAGCUCGAUCCCUGGAAUGGAGAAUUGUAAUGCGCCUUUGAGUCUCCUCUGCGU